Molecule: messenger RNA, 1533 nt
Organism: Fusarium keratoplasticum
Lineage: Eukaryota; Fungi; Ascomycota; Sordariomycetes; Hypocreales; Nectriaceae
Product: RING-type domain-containing protein
Exons: 3
Coding region: 1-1533 (510 amino acids)
Source: RefSeq, a predicted model, not a curated record
AUGAGGCCCUUCAUGGUUCCUGGCAUCGCCAGGAAACUAUCCUUCCUCUUCCUCGCCCUUACCGCCGUCUCCGUCUCCGCCCAGCAAGAUGUCACCACCACCGCCGAAAGCGAGGUUCCCGAAUGGGCAAAGCCUCGCGGCAUGCAGCUGUCCCUGUCGACGAAUCCAGGACUCCAGUUCGCUGUUAUUCCCCUCACCCCGAACUUGGGCUUGAACGAUACAACCGGCGUGGUUAUUGAUGUCAUUCGAAUCAAUGGCGACAUGAUUGCGGCAGAUCAGUCCAACUAUAACAAGAUCAACGAGACCUCCGACGUCGCGUACCUAUCCUGCGACGAACCCAAAGACGAUUCAUACAUCCAACCCGAAAAGAUGCUGUACCAAUUGAUGACCACCAAGCCUCACAUCAGAGCCAUCGUGCUCUACUCCACAAGUUACACCUGGUGUUCAAUCAGCCAUACCGGCGACCUCGAAUACACCAGCAUCCUGUCAAUGGCCGACGGCGGAGAGGCCAUGCAGGCGCUAAACUAUCUCAACCGCAGCCGCGGUGACAGCGUUAGAGUUUCCAUCACGGGCAACACCACCGACGACAAUGCCCAGGCAGAUGAGGACUCAGGCAAGAACAAUAACGCAGUAGCCAUGAGUGUUCUGUACAGCAUUACCGGCCUCAUCACUGUCCUGUUUCUCGCUAUUAUCGCGACAGGCGCAAUUAGAGCCCAUCGAUACCCUGAAAGAUAUGGUCCGCGAGGUGCGCUUGGUGGCCGACCCCGUCAGAGCCGGGCCAAGGGACUCGCCAGGGCUGUCCUCGACACUAUCCCCAUUGUGAAAUUUGGGAAUCAGACACCAGCAAAACCGGAUCCUGAACUAGAGCUAGAACCUACCGAAGGAAACGAUGGAGCAACGCAGCGGACUGCUUCGCGCCUAAGUGAGGCUCGGCGAUCUGAUGCAGCACCGGUAGUAGGCGCUGAUAACGAGCCUGUUUCGGCCGGGGCUAGAGCCGCAUCAUCACCCGAAGAUGCCGAGGGCAAGGAUGACGAUCAUCUGGGGUGCUCUAUCUGCACAGAAGACUUCAAGGUUGGCGAAGACGUUAGAGUCUUGCCCUGCCAGCAUCAGUUCCAUCCUGCAUGCAUCGACCCUUGGCUGAUCAACGUGUCCGGCACGUGCCCGCUCUGCCGUUAUGAUCUACGCCCCGGCAAGGGCCACGAAGGUCAAAAUGAAGCUACUGGGGACACCAGUGCACUACCCCCGCCGCUUGCCCUUGAGGGUGCGGAGAACGAUGCCCCGCUAGCAUCCCAUCGCAACCGGUUAUCACGGAUCUUUGACAUUAAUCGGCUUCGAGAGGGGACGGUGGAGGAGCAGAUUGACGCCCUACGGCAGAUGCGGGCGGAGACGAAUGAAGCUGAGCGGCAGCAGACAACAGAAGCUGUAGAUGGCGAGUCUCGAGGCCAAAGCGCACGAUUCGCAACCAAGCUAAAGGAGAGAUUCCGCAUCCGUACUCGCGCCCAGUCCGGUGAGGAUCAUGAUAGCCAGGGUUGA